AUGGAUAUGUCCGGCCCAAACUCAUUAAAUAUGAGACCACUGUUUAGUGGUUAUCCUUUUCAAGGUCAAGGUCGCGUAAAUCAAUUGGGUGGUGUUUUCAUAAACGGGCGGCCGCUGCCAAAUCAUAUUCGGCUGAAAAUCGUGGAGAUGGCCGCGUCGGGAGUGCGGCCUUGCGUAAUCUCACGCCAGCUUCGUGUUUCACAUGGAUGCGUAUCGAAAAUCCUGAACCGCUACCAAGAAACCGGUUCAAUUCGUCCCGGAGUAAUCGGCGGCUCGAAGCCAAAGGUGGCCACACCCGAAGUUGAAGCGCGUAUCGAAGAGAUGAAAAAAAUGAAUCCAGGAAUCUUCAGCUGGGAAAUACGGGAAAAGUUGAUAAAGACGGCCGCCCCGGACGAAUCCAGCGAUGUUAGACAUCCUGGUCAACUUGGACCUGGUGUUGACUUCCGGCAGGAAGGGGUGACGGAUCCACCGAGCGUUUCAUCAAUCAGUCGGUUGUUACGUGGAGGAGGGGUGGAAGGAGGACGCAAGGACGAUGAUAGCAGAAAGGAUUACAGCAUACAUGGGAUCUUAGGCGGUCGCGGAUCAGAUUCCAGUGACACCGAGUCGGAGCCGGGAAUACUGCUAAAGCGGAAGCAACGCAGAUCGAGGACCACCUUCACGGGAGAGCAGCUGGAAGCGCUUGAGAAGGCCUUCCAGCGGACGCAGUAUCCGGAUGUGUACACCCGAGAGGAGCUUGCCUCCAGCACGAACCUAACGGAGGCGCGUAUUCAGGUAUGGUUUAGCAAUCGACGCGCUCGCCUUCGUAAGCAUGCUGGGGCGCAAAUGUCCACACCUCUCGGCGGUCUUAGCACACUGCCCAUGUCACAGUACCACCCAGGAGUGUCGUCCAACGAGCAAUAUCAGAUGGCAUCGGCGGCAAACUAUGAGUUUGCUGCACAAAACCCUGCCAGCUUUUCGGCCGGCCACUUCCAACAUGGUCACUUCGGUGGACAAAAUUUUUCCUCCAACCACAUGGGCUUCCAUCAAAACAAUCAAGAAUUCCUGCCCCAAGAGUACUCCAAGAUGAUAAGCGAGGAAUACAUUAAGCCAGCGCAUGAAAAUUCCAUCAAACUGAGUCCAUCGGCCACCCAUGCUGAAAGCUAUGCCAAAGUUCCUCCGGCAGCACCAGCUGCCACAGCUGUGGCCACACAAGAGACACCUUGGAGCCAGUCCUACCCACCUCAUCAUCCAGCACAAGCCUACGCCACCAACCUUGUGGGGUGUCCUCCGCCCACAACGGCCGGACCUGGUGACUAUCAUCCUAUGCAGCACGCUGCAGCAACCUAUCCGAACAAGUACUGGUCAUGA
Anopheles coustani is the source of this 1347-nucleotide messenger RNA. RefSeq names its product protein gooseberry-neuro (gene gsb-n). The transcript has 6 exons. Gene Ontology annotation, biological process: anatomical structure development; regulation of transcription by RNA polymerase II. Lineage: Eukaryota; Metazoa; Arthropoda; Insecta; Diptera; Culicidae. Gene Ontology annotation, molecular function: DNA-binding transcription factor activity, RNA polymerase II-specific; RNA polymerase II cis-regulatory region sequence-specific DNA binding. Bases 1 to 1347 code for a protein of 448 amino acids. The record is from RefSeq and is a predicted model, not a curated record.